This is a messenger RNA of Galleria mellonella (greater wax moth), 2579 nucleotides long. RefSeq names its product importin subunit alpha-4 (gene Kap-alpha3). The transcript has 6 exons. Gene Ontology annotation, biological process: NLS-bearing protein import into nucleus. Gene Ontology annotation, cellular component: nucleoplasm; cytoplasm; nucleus. Bases 227 to 1774 code for a protein of 515 amino acids. Gene Ontology annotation, molecular function: protein binding; nuclear import signal receptor activity. The record is from RefSeq and is a predicted model, not a curated record. NCBI's taxonomy places the organism in Eukaryota, Metazoa, Arthropoda, Insecta, Lepidoptera, Pyralidae.
CCGUCAUUUCUUAUUGAAAAAAAAAAGAAAAAUUUUACACGGAAACGGACUAUUAUUGCGUGGUGUGUUAUAGAAUAUUCUGUGUUUUACGAGGUUAAAUGAAUCACCGACGCGUGUAGUGCCGUUAAAACAUGUUUGUUUAAUUUCGUCUAACAUUAUUUUAUGUUUAUUCUUUAUUUCAUUGUUCAAUUACCAUAUUUAAAAAAAGACUGUGAGCACAAAUAAAAUGGCGACUGAUCAGGCGAAGAACCGCAUGCAUGUAUUCAAGAAUACUGGAAAAGAUGUCGACGAAAUGCGCAGACGGAGAAACGAAGUCACAGUUGAACUUAGGAAGAACAAAAGAGAAGAAACGUUGCAAAAACGUCGUAAUGUACCAAUCAGUGACUCGACGGACGAAGACGAGAUCGAGAGGAGCUUGGCAUCGACUGACCUUAAGGAACUGGUAAUCAAUGCUGCUAAUAUGGAGAACCCCGAUGCGCAACUGGCGGCCGUACAGCAAUGCAGAAAGCUGCUUUCUUCAGACAAGAACCCACCAAUCGACGAUUUGAUAGAGCACGGCAUCCUCCCUAUCCUGGUUCAGUGUCUAUCAAGAACUGACAAUCCAACACUUCAGUUUGAAGCUGCAUGGGCAUUGACGAACAUAGCAUCUGGAACUUCCGCACAGACUACUAAAGUGGUUCACGCUGGUGCAGUGCCCUUCUUUCUUCAGCUGCUCAUGUCGCCACAUGAAAAUGUGUGUGAACAAGCUGUAUGGGCACUUGGCAAUAUUAUCGGUGAUGGGCCAGUUCUCCGAGACUUUGUAAUUGAACUAGGAGUAGUAAAGCCACUGCUUAACUUCAUCAAGCUAGAAAUACCUAUACCAUUUUUACGUAAUGUGACAUGGGUGAUUGUCAACUUAUGCAGAAGUAAGGACCCUCCACCACCAGUCAAGACUAUUCAAGAAAUUGUUCCUGCCCUGAAUUUACUAAUUAUGCACACAGAUAUCAAUAUUCUCGUGGAUACCGUCUGGGCUAUCAGCUAUUUAACAGAUGGCGGCAAUGAACAAAUCCAAAUGGUGAUCGAAGCGGGCAUCGUUCCUAAGUUAAUCCCGCUGCUCUCCCACAAGGAGGUGAAGGUGCAGACGGCGGCGCUGAGGGCCGUUGGCAACAUCGUGACAGGAACGGAUGAGCAGACCCAAGUGGUGCUCAACUGCGACGCGCUGUCACACUUCCCCGCAUUACUCUCACAUCAGAAAGAAAAGAUCUGCAAAGAGGCCGUAUGGUUCUUAUCAAAUAUAACAGCCGGCAACAAACACCAAGUGCAAGCGGUGAUUGACGCAGGGUUGCUCCCGAAGAUUGUGGAGAACCUCAGCAAGGGAGAGUUCCAGACGCAGAAGGAGGCGGCGUGGGCUGUUUCCAACUUGAGCAUAAGUGGCUCCAAGGAGCAAGUGGCGACCCUUAUCUCCUGUGGGGUUAUACCACCGUUCUGUAAUCUAUUAGCCUGCAAGGACACUCAAGUUAUCAAUGUCGUGCUAGACGGUCUCAGCAACAUGCUGAAGAUGGCCGGCGAGAAUGCGGAGCAAGUAGCCAACAUGAUCGAGGAGUGCGGCGGCAUCGAUAAGAUCGAAGCGCUGCAGAGCCACGAGAAGGUGGAAAUAUACAAGAUGGCCUACGAUAUCAUUGAGCAGUACUUCGCUGGCGAGGAGGAGGACGCGUCGCUGGUGCCGGCGGCGGCGGACACAGGCUUCCAAUUCGAGCCGACGGCCGGCGGACAACACGACGGGUUCCGCUUCUAACUCUCCGCUCUAUCGUCUAUACUCCUACUGUUCGACUCGCGCGGCUCGCGUGUCGUCACACUUGAUGCGAGAAUCGAGUAGCCUCAUCGACUAUUUUAAAUUAUUACUCUAAUAACGAGGACGCUGUCGUGGUGCGUCGCAGUACGUCGGCGGCCCGGCCGUCCGGAUCCGGACGCCGAGCCCGAGCCGGCCGGACGUCCGGAUCCGGACGCCGAACCCGAGCCGGCCGGACGGACGCUUAGCACACCCUCUGAGCCGCGACUCGCCCCGAUGAAUCCACGAAUGAAUCUAGUAAAUGUAUUUUGUGACGCCGCACAAACGAGCGACGUUUUUUUUUUAAAUGAACGGUGCAAUUGUUAAUAAUUGUCGUUCGUCGAUUCAACGGGCGGUUGAGCAAAAAGGCCUUAGCACCGUGAUCGUGGUAAAGUUCGCGUUGUAAAAUGAAAUAUAGCCGGUGCUACGGCUUCGUUGUGAUACAGACACUAUUGUGAUGUUUGAAAUUUUCAUCUUUGUUUUCGAAUUUCGUAUACAAAUUAAUAAUGGACGAUGGACACUAAGUGGAUAGCUUUAAAGUUAAGUUCCGCAUACCGUACGACGUAUGUGACUAGUGUAUUCUGCUUACAGAUUUGAUGCUUUUUGAUAUAAAUAACAUAGUAUUUAUGUUUCGUUUUUUAACUCAGUACAUAACUAUGAAAUACACCGCGGCCCCAAGAGCCUACUGCAAUGCCGUAUGAUCAUGGUUAUGAAAUUAUGUUCCGACAAAGAGUCCAUUUGUAUAUGCCAAUAAAUUCUGUCCAAUAUUACA